Molecule: messenger RNA, 3063 nt
Organism: Pedinophyceae sp. YPF-701
Lineage: Eukaryota; Viridiplantae; Chlorophyta; Pedinophyceae
Source: the annotation of a GenBank genome assembly
AUGGGUCAGCUAGCUCGACCCGCCCCGGUCGCCGCCGCACGGCCCGUGCCGACGCCCGGCAGCGGUCCUGCGCGCGCCGCCAGCGUCGCAGCGGCGCCACCGGGGCGGGACAACGCCGAGCGCGGCGGGGCGCCCCACACCCCCGCCACGGGGGCGACUGCGAUGCCCACACUCCCCCCCGAGGACCUCCGCGGCGACGCCGGCGACGCGAGCAGCCUGAUGCGGCAUCCCGCGUCCUUCUCGGACCGCCUGCGCAUCCACCGCGGGCGCGCGCGGCACUGGGUGAUGCCCGUGUCGGAUCGCGCGCCCCCGCGAGAGUACCAGGUGGCGCUGGUCCGCGAGGCGCUGUUCCAGAACACGCUCGUGUGCCUCCCCACGGGCCUCGGCAAGACGCACGUCGCGGCGGCGGUGAUGUAUAACUUCUACCGUUGGUUCCCGGGGGGCAAGGUGGUCUUCCUGGCGCCGACGAAGCCGCUGGUCGCGCAGCAGAUGCAGGCGUGCCGCGCGAGCACGGGGAUCCCCGAGAGCGCCAUGCGGGAGCUCACGGGCGCGGUGUCGAAGAGCGAGCGCGUCCAGCUGUGGCGCAGCAGCCGCGUGCUGUUCCUGACGCCGCAGACGUUCGACAACGACUGCGAGUGCGCCGUGUGCCCCACCGACGAGGUCGUCUGCGUCGUCGUCGACGAGUGCCACCGCUGCACCACGGCGAAGGCGCCGGGCGUCAAGGGCCUCGGCCAGCUCCUGCGCUUCAACCCCAAGGUGCGCGUGCUGGGCCUGACCGCGACGCCCGGCGACACGCACGCGGCGGUGCGCGCGGUGAUCAGCCACCUGCGCAUCUCGCGCGUGGAGUUCCGGUCCGAGGGCGACGCGGACGUCCGGCAGUACUUCCACGAGAAGUCGCAUGAGAAGGUGGUCGUCGAGGACACGGACCAGCGCGGGCCGCUCAAGGCGCUGCUGGGGCGCGUGGUCGCGCGGCAGUGCCAGGCGUUCAACAGGGACGCCGGGACGGAGCUGUUCGCGGACCUCGGCCCGGACGGCGGCGGCGCAGUGCCGCAGUGCAACAUCUCGAGGGUGAAGCGGAGCAUGGACGGCGCGGAGCUGCCGCCUGUGGAGCGUGCCAGGCUGGAGAGGCGGCUCGGGGGCAUCCGCGCGCUGUGCAACGCGUACGACAUCCUCGGGAGCUUCUCGUUCGGCCAAGCGCUCAAGGCCCUGGAGUCCGGCGUGCAUGGGAGCGCGGUGCGCACGGAGCUCGGCCGCGACGCGGACUACCAGGAGGUCCACCGCGCGCUGUCCGAGCUCACGCUCAGCAACGCGGACAUCCCCAAGGGGCGUGUCUUGAUCGAGGUUCUACUGGAGCACCUCGCGACGCACCGGGCGGCCGGCGACGUCCCGAACAGGGCGCUCGUCUUCACGAGCUUCCGCGAGAGCGUCGCGGAGCUGUGCGCGCUCCUCGAGCGCGAGGGUCGCGGCGUGCUGCUCCCCCAGGGCUUCAUAGGGCAGGGCGACGGCAGCGCGCGCCUCGCGCAGAAGGGCAUGUCGCGCGCCGAGCAGGCGGCCGCGCUCGACGCGUUCCGUGCCGGCCGGUGCAACGUCCUCGUCGCGACGUGCGUCGCCGAGGAGGGGCUCGACAUUCCGAACGUGGACCUCGUCGUGUGUUACGACACGGCGUCGAGCGGGACGCGGCGCGCACAGCGGGCGGGGCGCACGGGGCGGCACGCGGCGGGGCGCGUGGUGUACUUGCUGUCGCAGGACGAGGCCGCGGCGCUGGACAGCAUGAGCGAGGUGGACGCGCACGUGGCGGCGAUGCUGCGCGACCCGGAGGCGGCGUUCGCGGGGGUGCUGUUCGACCGCGCCCCGGGGAUGGUGCCGCGGGAGCUGCGGGACGCGAUGCAGGGCGCGUUCGUGCGCGUGAGCGGCGUGGGCGGCGCAGCGGGGGCAGUGGCGGGAACGGGGGUGGUGGUGGGCGGGGAGGUGGCGCGGGAGGAGGGGGGGCGUGGGAGGCAGGGCGGGAAGAGGCGCGCGGGCGGAGGGAAGUGCCGGCUGUCGGCGGAGGAGGAGGCCGCGCUGACGCGGCAGUAUGGCCUCGGGCUUGCGGACCGGCAGCGGGCGUGGCCGCGUGCGCAGCUGGAGACGUACAUCGACAGGCAGCUGGGCGCGGGGGCGGUGGCGGUGAGCAUCGGGCACUCGCGGAAGACGCACACGUUCCUCGCGCUCCUGCAGGGGAACGCGACCGGGGGGGGUUGCACAUUCGCGGCCGCAGGCACAGCGGGGACGUUCGCCGAGCGGAUGGCGAGCCUACCCGUGCGGUCGCGGAUAGCGCAGCUCGGGCGCGUGCUUGCCGCCGACGCUCCGCCGCCCGCGCAGCCGUCAUCGGACGGCGCACAGAGCUCGGAUGGGGAUGCGCCCACUGGCGCGGACACGAUGGCGCAGGACAUCGGCGGCGGCCGGAGCGAUCUCUCUGAGUAUCCGGGCACGCAGAGCGAGUCUCCGCCGCCGUCUCCGCCCCAUCAGCCGUUCGACUUCCUCCACAUCCCCGCCGACAUGCCAAUGCUCGGCGCGUCGCAGGACGUCGGGUUCGCCGACGACUACUACGAGUCCCCGCCGCCCGUCGCGGACCCGCACUUGCCGCCGGAGGCGCUGCCGGCGGUCCCGUCACCCGCUCGUGCCGGCACGGCGGCGCAGCCGGACAACAUCAACGUGGUCGGCACACGCGCGGCAGCAGAGGAGCCGGUUGCGGCGAGCGCGCCGGGCGGCGCUGUGGAGGCGUCGCAGCAUCCGGCGCCGCUGCCACGCACGCAGCCGACUCCCGACGGCGGGACGCCGGUGCCUUCCUUGUGCGCGUCGGGGGGGCGCGCGCCGAUGACGUUCUUGGAGCUGAUGCGGGCGUCGCAGGCGAGCCUGCAGCGCACCAGCCAGUCUCUUGGCUCCGUGGACGCCCCGACGCACACACCGGCGCCGCGGCCGCGCUCCCUCGCGCCCGUAGACCAGAAUGCCCCCCCGGGACCUGACGACGAACAGCCCGGGCAGAAACGGGCCCGUCCGAGCCAGAACAUCACGCUGUGGUAG